AUGCGGCUUCAAAGGAUGGUUCGUUGUAUAUUCAUUGAUGUUUAUAUAUUUUUGUAGUGUUCAUUAAGAUAUCUGAAGGCGUGGAAUACUUUCAUGACCAUGAACGGUUCCCGGUCUUGAAAUUUUUUUUUUAAAGCGAGCCUCUGUGAAGUUAACUGAUUUGGGCUUUAUUCAUUACUGAAAUAAUUCGCGCUAGAAAUUUACCAAAAAAUGGUGCAUCACAUGAGGCUUUUUAGUUCUUCCAAUUCGAUCUAACUUACCACGAUUAUGAAUUGAUGAGAACCUUCCGAAAAUCAAUUUCAUUUUUAUUUCAAAAAAAAAAAAUCCUAUUUUUGAAUUUUAUAACGCUUUCGAAGCUCGAUCUAGCCUUUAGAUCUGGGAAUUUUGCGUUCAAACUUUGAAAAUGACGGAAAGGACGGGGCUAGCCGAUCAGAAAGGUUUUCCCGACAGAUUUCCGAAGCUAAAAAGCAUGUAUAGGCCGUUCCGCGGCAGCUUGUCACGUUUUUCGUUCCGCCAAAAGGCCAGGUCAAAUUUUACCAACUUUCUCUUCAAGACCUUUGGUGCUUGCCGUUAUAAAAACAGAAUUUUGAUCUAAUUUGGUAUACGGUCUUUUUGGCGGUAACAAAAACGUGACAAGCUGGCGCGGAAUAGACUAUAAUCAAAACAAAAACGUCCUGAUUUUUUUUCAUCAUCAAGUUCAGCGAUUAUUUUCUUGGAUGCCCUCGUCGCAGUGUUGCAGCAACUGCGGCUCAAAGUACUCCUUACUUAAUAGAGAGGUACAAAAUAACGGAUAAAUUAUCUUUUUACAAUUUUUUGUUCAGGCGGGGUGCUCAAGUUGUGCUUUUUCUUUCUGCAAAAAGUGCCUCGACCACCGGACAGUGAUACCGAAUCUUUCGCCCCAUCCGGUCACCGUUUGCUAUAAUUGCUAUAAGAAGAUCGAGGCGAAGAAGCUCAAAACCGAGGCUGUGGUCAGUUAUUUGUGGGAAGAUCGAAAAAAAAUUUCAUCGAAAAGCAGCAAAAAUAGGACGAAAAAAUUGCUGCCUAUCAAAAAAAAUUUUUCGUUUUUUCAAGCUUCUGGAUUUUCCUUAUUUCUUUUAUGAUGCAGUAUUUUUAAAAAAAGGGAAAAUAUAGAUAACGUCUGUUCCUCUACCUGGUGAAAAUGGAACGUCUGCCUCGACUUCGGGUCAGAAAAAUUGGUGGGGCGAAGGACUUCCUCCGCCUUCCAUGAGGCAACAAUAUGGUUACUAAAUCAUUAAAUUGAUAAUUGUAUUUCAUUUUUAGGUGCCUUCCCUCCGACAUCACAAAAUCGGCUUCCUAACCAAAAUCACUUCUCAAAAGUCACGCCUCAAGAUGAACAGGUAGUUUAUUCUCAGCUAACGUCUUUUCUAGCUUUUUUCUUUUCAAAUUCUUUUCAAAUUUCAAAGACUUCAAAUAAAUCAGAGUUUUAUUCCUCUCUGGAGCUUUUGCUCCUUUUUCUUUUUAGCAUUGAGUAAAAAAUCUUGAGAUACGGCAGUUAGAAGCUCGCCGAGCCCAGUUGAGAGCAGAUGAGCCCAAGGCUGAGUCUCAACUUUCAACCGACGAUAUUGAAAGAAGAUUAGCCAUGCUCAGAGGGUGUGAUAUCGAAUUAGUGCGGAAUCCGAAAGCAGUAAGAACUCGAUUGACUAUUGUUUCUCAUCUUUCGGGAUUUUUCAGUGGUUUGAAGCCCAUCCAAAGCAAGCCAAUGAAACAAAUUCUGUAGCGGGACUGAUGAAAAUGGCCGAGGAUCGAGCUGCGAUCGAAGAAAGUCUGGAGGAGAACGAGAGAAAGGAGCUGGACGAGCUGGAGCGACGUCAUCGGAUGUUGAAGAAGAAGGCGGAAACUGAGAAGGACGAUAAAGAGGAGGACGACGUCAGCAGUGCGUUUUCCUGAGUUUCAGAGCGAAAAACGUUUAUUUGCUUUGAAAAAUUUUUCGUAAGGUUGUUCUAAAGUCUCUGCUCUUUUUGGACACGAUUUGGUUCAAUAUUUAUAUUUUCAAAAGCAGUUCAAAUUGAAAGUUUUCGUUUUUUCAAUCUUCAUCUAUAGGUAUCCAUGUCUACAUGUUUUGAGUUUAGAACUAUUUUCUUUUUCUACGAACGUAUCUCAUAGCAAAAGACAAAGUGCGUUCACAAAAUUUGUAGAGUACAGCUACAAAGUCAAUCAGCUACCAGAUUUCUUUCAUUACCGGAAAGUUCUUUUUGUCUCUUCUUUGGAGUGUUAUCUUGAAAGGACAGGUUGAAAGUUUUUUUUACAACUUUUUUUUUCUAGGAAACGAAUCAAUGAGAAUGUCGAUGACUUCAGGAACUUCUGAAUACAGUACUGCCACUAAAGAGCAACUGGAAUCGAUCAAUGAGUUGGUUUCUUAUUCGAAACGUUUUACCUUUUCCUGCCGUUUUCCUAUUAUUUUUCUGUUUAUAAAGGUUAGAGAGAGCUUUAGGUUUUAUGAUUCCUAUAGAUUGCUUAGAAUAAAAAUUUUAUUUUUUCGUUCUAUUCGAUUGGUUGAAAUCUCUCACUGAUUCUAUAACGCUUUGAGUGACCGCUUAAUUACAAACACCACUUCCUUGGCUUGUUCUAUGAGUCAGUUUGAAAAGAAUUUCAGACUUAUGAGAGAUGCCGAAAAACGCGUCCAAGAAAGUAAAGCCGAAGAAGAAGCUUCAGCACAAGAUGUCCGCAAAAUUUUGGCUUCGAGUUGGUUUUGAUUUAAAGCUAGAAAUCGAUUUUUUUUUUUCAAGCCAGACAAAAAUCUUUGGAUGCGAUGAAGAUGAACGAGAAGGUCAACAACGAAUUUGGGCAGUUUUGGGACAGGCAGCUGGACAAAACUGCGGUAAUAAUCAAUAUUUUCAGAAUACAUCUCGAGUUUUUUGUUUUUAGAAAGGCCUCGACACGGAUUCUGAAGAAGACGAGCUGGACGAGGAAACGAUGCGACGGAUUCUGAAGGAGGCCGAAGAAACUCCAGAGGAACCAAUAGCCGUCAAGAAAAUAGUCCAAUCCGAUCAAGCUGUACCUUCUUCCGAUGGCUCUCCAAAGAAGAAAGGCGGCUUCUUUUCCAAGUUUUUCGGAAAUAAGACUUGA
Caenorhabditis auriculariae is the source of this 3087-nucleotide messenger RNA. The record is from the annotation of a GenBank genome assembly. NCBI's taxonomy places the organism in Eukaryota, Metazoa, Nematoda, Chromadorea, Rhabditida, Rhabditidae.